Messenger RNA from Talaromyces rugulosus, 1458 nucleotides. RefSeq lists its product as uncharacterized. Gene Ontology annotation, biological process: transmembrane transport. Gene Ontology annotation, molecular function: transmembrane transporter activity. The coding region runs from base 1 to 1458 and encodes 485 amino acids. NCBI's taxonomy places the organism in Eukaryota, Fungi, Ascomycota, Eurotiomycetes, Eurotiales, Trichocomaceae. The transcript has 4 exons. The record is from RefSeq and is a predicted model, not a curated record.
AUGAAGAAUGAGUUUAGCCUCGAUGAGGAGGCUAGGAACCUCUCUUCAGAGUAUCGCCAGUAUCUUAUCAACCGACAUGGCACCGUCGAGCUGGAUCCAAUGCCUGACAUGAACGAUGCUGAUCCAUACAACUGGCCAAAAUGGAAGAAAGUCAUCAACCUUAUCCUUGUCGCAUUCCACGCCUUAAUGGGAACUUUCACAGCCGCCGCAAUUCAGUCUGCCUUUGUCCCAAUCUCAGAAGACCUCGGUGUGAGCGUCCAGCGAGCUAGUUAUCUGACAUCUCUAGUCAUUGCUAUCUUGGGUGGCGCGCCUCUUUUCUGGCGACCACUCUCUGAUCGCUAUGGUCGGCGACCAAUCUUUCUACUCUCUCUCAUUUGCAGUCUAGUCGGCAACAUUGGCUGUGCAAACAGCUAUUCCUAUGGUACAAUGGGACUGUGUCGAGCCAUCACCGCCUUUUUUAUAAGUCCUGCUGCCGCCAUUGGAAGUGCUGUCGUUGUCGAGACGUUUUUCAAAAGUCAACGAGCUAGGUAUAUGGGUAUCUGGACGAUUAUGGUCACACUCGGUGUACCGGUUUCUCCACUCAUCUUUGGAUUUGUCGCCGAUCGCGUGGGAUAUAGGUGGAUCUAUUAUAUUCUUGCUAUUACCAACUCAGUACAAUUUAUCCUUUAUUUGUUCCUGGGCCCUGAAACAAGGUACAUUCGCAACCAGAACGCUCCCUCGAUCGAAUCCACCGUGAAAGGAAACUACUUCAAAUUCAAACGAAUUGACCCACGUCCUCUUACCAUCAACGACUUUAUACAUCCGCUCAGCUUCGUGUUUCGCCCCUGUAUCUUCAUUCCCGCCGCGGCUUACGCGAUGAUCUUCCUCUGGGGCAGUAUCAUGACAACAAUCGAGAUCCCCCAGCUGUAUCCCGUCAAAUAUGGCCUGAACACCGAGCAAGUUGGUCUACAAAACAUCAGCAUUAUUAUCGGGUCAUUGAUUGGUGAACAAAUCGGGGGUAUUCUCUCAGAUAAAUGGAUGGCGCGCGGAUGGCAACAGAAACAGGAGCACCAGAGCGACGAACCCGUGGAGCCUGAAUACCGGCUUUGGCUGAGCUACAUCGGGCAUGCUCUCACUAUCUGUGGUGUUAUCGUAUUUUGCGUCCAGUUCGAAAAGUCCUCGUCGUGGAAUGUUACUCCCCUGGUUGGUGCCGCGAUUGCUGCCGCAGGGAACCAGAUUGUGACAACGGUGAAUAUCACAUAUGCUGUGGAUUGCUAUCGGGAAGAAGCCGGCAGUGUAGGCGUGUUUAUUACCUUUGUCAGGCAGGUGUGGGGGUUUAUUGGUCCUUUCUGGUUCCCGGAAAUGUUUGAGAAUGUCGGCUUUUACGGAGGAGCUGGAAUUGCGACGGCGUUGCUGGUGGCAGUGAGCGUUGUGCCAACUGUGAUUUUGCAGUGGCGUGGUCAUGGCUGGAGGAAAUAG